Seminavis robusta is the source of this 1267-nucleotide messenger RNA. The record is from the annotation of a GenBank genome assembly. NCBI's taxonomy places the organism in Eukaryota, Bacillariophyta, Bacillariophyceae, Naviculales, Naviculaceae.
GCCGAGGUAUCGCAGCUCUCGCUGACUUAUUUAAAAAGAUCUUUGGAGCAUAUAAAACGGCAGAACUGUGAAAGAUGUAAAGGGACCUGCACUCGGGCAACUCUGACUCAUUGGAGCUCAUCAAUCUACUACAUGUAGUACGGUAUCUUCGCUCUGACGCCUCCUGGGCUCGACCCUUUCUCACUGCAGACACAAUCUUCCUGACAACCAAUAAUACCUCUUGCGUUAGCUGCUAGCAGCCACGAUUAUCAGCAUGUUCCCAAAGGCAGCAAUAUCUCUCCUUCUCUUUUGCCAGUGUCAUGCACUGGCCCCACGUGCCAAUGUCGCCGAUGGAUCCACCCGAAGAAAUGUUCUACGAGAUCUCUUGAUGGGCGGAAUUGCCGCUACGACGGCACCUGCUGCUGCACAAGCCAUGGACUCACUUGAUGUUGAUUCCUACUUGAAAUCAGGUGGCGUGUCCAUGCCCAUGGGGGUAUCGGGACAAGGUGGAAAAAUGAGACCGGAAACAGGAGUCGUAUUACGAGAUGGAGCUGAACUGUCCCGAGAUUCUAGAAAUGGAAAUGUGGCCGCUGAAAUUGUACUCCAAGCCAACAAGGACGAAUUCGUACCCGUUCUCGCCACUUUCUCAUCGCCGUGGCCGUUGGCUUCCGGAUCCACUUAUGAUGUGGAAUGUCGCGACGGCAACACUGGCGAUGGUGUAUAUCUGGCCGUAAGCUCCAAUGUCAAAGGAAAGUCCAUUCUGCAACUCGACAAUCAAUUCUUUCAGGAACAACUCUUCUCGCCCACUGGAAGAUUCUCUUUUUAUGGUGCUCCCACGGACGUGAAAAUCAAAAAGUCCAAGGCACCCUCCGAUGACGAUGCGUACAAGACUAUGGACAUUGACUUUUCCAUUCUCUCUCAAUCCACCGGAGCCGAAGUACCACGCAAGGCACGAGUCGUUGCCACUAUUCCACCGGGAUCCUCGCAGGUUGUCAUGCUCGUUGCCAGUGCUUCCGCAGGUCGAUGGAGAAAGGGAUCGGACGAAAAAAUUGCAGGCAUCAUCGACUCCUUUCGAGCCGUUCUGGCCCCUCAAACGAAUCUACGGUUGAAGAGUCGCUCGUAGAUAGAUAGAUAGAUAGAUAGAUGGGAGGCAUUCUACCAAGAGGAGCUUGAAGCUCAAGAUGCUCGGUUCAUUAGAUAACUGUCAACAGUGUAUUAACACUUGUCUAUGCUAAGCUCAUUCCAUCUCGACAUCGUUGGCCAGUCUACCGGUACAGUACCGUACACU